Jatropha curcas is the source of this 1468-nucleotide messenger RNA. Its product is annotated as succinate--CoA ligase [ADP-forming] subunit alpha-2, mitochondrial. Gene Ontology annotation, biological process: tricarboxylic acid cycle. Gene Ontology annotation, molecular function: succinate-CoA ligase (GDP-forming) activity; succinate-CoA ligase (ADP-forming) activity. Gene Ontology annotation, cellular component: succinate-CoA ligase complex (ADP-forming); mitochondrion. The record is from RefSeq and is a predicted model, not a curated record. NCBI's taxonomy places the organism in Eukaryota, Viridiplantae, Streptophyta, Magnoliopsida, Malpighiales, Euphorbiaceae.
GCAAAUGUAGAAUUGAGGCAGUACUAGUAGUUGUAAUAUCAAAAUCAAAGCAACUGAUGGCUCGUCAAGCCGUUGCCAAACUACUCGGUUCGAUCGCAUCGCGCAAGACCUCUUCUUCCUCGUUUUCCCUAUCAUCAUCGGCAAAUCAUGCUCGGCAAUAUGCGGCGUCUGCGCCUCCUCCGCCAGCAGUAUUUGUUGACAAAAACACUCGGCUGAUAUGCCAAGGUAUCACUGGCAAAAAUGGCACUUUCCACACCGAGCAAGCAAUCGAAUACGGCACCAAAAUGGUGGGAGGUGUAACACCAAAGAAGGGAGGGACAGAACACUUGGGCCUUCCUGUUUUCAACACAGUUGCAGAAGCAAAGGCUGAAACGAAGGCUAAUGCUUCAGUCAUCUAUGUUCCGCCACCAUUUGCUGCAGCAGCAAUUAUGGAGGCAACGGAAGCAGAGUUAGAUCUGGUUGUGUGUAUUACGGAGGGAAUCCCUCAACAUGAUAUGGUACGUGUGAAGGCUGCGCUUAAUAAACAAUCCAAAACUCGGUUGAUUGGUCCAAACUGCCCUGGUAUUAUUAAGCCAGGAGAAUGUAAGAUUGGCAUAAUGCCUGGGUACAUCCAUAAACCUGGUCGCAUUGGAAUCGUUUCCAGAUCUGGUACUUUGACCUAUGAAGCGGUUUUCCAAACAACUGCUGUUGGCCUUGGACAAUCUACUUGUGUUGGCAUAGGGGGUGAUCCUUUCAAUGGGACAAACUUUGUUGAUUGCAUUGAGAGAUUCUUGGCAGAUCCACAGACAGAAGGCAUCAUUCUUAUAGGAGAGAUAGGGGGAACUGCUGAAGAAGAUGCUGCUAAACUAAUUAAGGAAAGUGGGACUGACAAGCCCGUCGUUGCAUUUAUUGCUGGACUAACUGCCCCACCUGGCCGUCGCAUGGGGCAUGCUGGAGCCAUAGUUUCAGGCGGGAAAGGUACGGCUCAAGAUAAAAUCAAGACCCUAAGGGAAGCUGGAGUCACGGUGGUCGAGUCUCCAGCGAAAAUUGGACUUGCCAUGCUCGAUGUUUUUAAGCAGAGAGGUCUGGCAAGUUAGACUGCGCAAUUUAGCAUCAUUGACAAUUUAAAGGUUUUUGCUAUAACUAUGAAAUUGAUCAACUUUGCCAGAAAAGUUGAUAUAGUUGAUUAAAUUCUAUAUAGUUUUGGGAUUGUUCCCCCUUUUUUAGCCAAAAAUGUCCAGUCGGUUAUGAAAUAAUUUAGGAGAUUUUUCACCAGUCAGCGGAUGUUUUUGUCUGAUAGAUAAGACUGAACAAACCAUCUUGGCGAGGUCCAUGGUUUGCUUUUAUGAAGAGAAGGAAAAACAUGAAUUGUUUUUCGUAUUGUGGUCUGAUAGCUUUUUCAGUUGAAUUUUAGUUUGAUAACAAUUCUGUCUUGUAACCUUAAACAACUGAUAAUAACAUGCUUAACUCAUUUUAACUCGGUGGUUCA